AUGCUACGGCCCGCCCCUACGUCCGAGUCGCCCAGCAACCGAGCCGCCCAGCACCCGAGCCGCCCGACAGCCGAGCCGCCCAACAGCCGAGUUGCCCAGCACCGUGCAGCCGAGCCGCCCAGCAGCCGAGCCGCCCGUGCAGCCGAGCCGCCCUGCAGCCGAGCCGCCGAGCAGCCCGAUCGCCCCACCUGCCUGGUAAGAGCUCAGUCUCUGCCUCACUGCGCUCACUGCCUCCCUACUGCUGUUAUGACUUCCCCUAGCGUUCUCACUUUUGAUGCUGAGGGUCAGGCAGUGGACUUUGAGGUCUGGGUAGAUGAUCUACAGCUUUUUCUGCAGUGCGAUAGGGCAGACGGCCUCUCCCUGUUUGACCUCACUUCUAGUGCCUCCCCUGCCCCUGCUACUGAUGCUGACGCCACUGUUCGCUCACAGUGGGCCACACGUGAUGCUGCUGCUCGCAUUGCUGUUCGCCGCCACUUACCGACCACUGAGCGUGCACACUUAAGCCAGUACAAGAGUGCUCAGACCCUGGACUACUUCCUCUCUGUUUGCCCCACCACUUUCACCGUUGACCUCCUCGAGAAGGCCCUCCUAGCGAUAGAGAAGAGCAUAGACGCUGUAGGGGCCUCUCGUGGUGACCCUCGCACCCCCGUCUUUGAGGGGUGUUCUCCCUCCCCCUCUUGCCCUCUAUCGCCUCUGCUGCUGCGGCGGCCUCAUUG
Closterium sp. NIES-65 is the source of this 716-nucleotide messenger RNA. Lineage: Eukaryota; Viridiplantae; Streptophyta; Zygnematophyceae; Desmidiales; Closteriaceae. The record is from the annotation of a GenBank genome assembly.